GGGAAAUGGUCACACAUUGAAAACAUGUUCUUUGCCCAUACCAACAAUUUUAUUAUAGUUUUGUUAACUAAAUAAGAAUGGAAUUUUUGAAAACUAGUCCUUGUUGGUUGAUUUUCUUCUUCACGUUAGUGCAAAGUUAUCAUGCAGCCAUAUCGUGUCCGCCUUCAACACCAGUGAAACUCAACACAUUCUGUCAUCAUUCUCAAGUGUCUGUUCCAUUUCCUUUUGAAUGUGACGCUACCCCUGUAAACUACUGUCACAAUGCCGAAAACUUGUUGCAGCCGAACAAUUCAACUAAAGUUUACUUGGACGGCAACAGAUUCUUUGACGGCGAUUUAAUUGGCAAUUGCUGGAACGAUUCGACGACGACUUAUAGCCAAUCUGGACAUUGGCAGAUUAAAUUAGAUACAAUUCAAAAUAUUUAUGCCGUCCUAGUCAGAACGCUCGGUCCCGCAAGAAAUCAAUCAAGUUCGCUUCGGGUUAGUUUAACGAGACACGUAUCAAGUAACCGGUCAGAAACCACCCGAUGUCACGACUUUAAUUACCGUGAUGGAUAUCACACGUUUUAUUGUUACCAUCCUGACGAAGCUUUAACGACAAGUUACCGGCCAGGAUUCGAUGCCAAAUUUGUGGAUAUCGUUGGAGAAGUUUACAUUGACGAAACAUGCGAUUUUACAAACAUCGUCAAACUCUAUUCUUACCCAGUUAGAGUUUGCGGUAUUCCGGAAGCCCAUCACAAUCAAACCAUAGAACCUUAUGCCAACUAUUACCUAAUCGGUCAACAGGUAACGUACAGGUGUUCUGAUGACGUACACACACUCAUCGGGCAGCCAGAUCGAGUCUGUCAACAUAAUGGUUUGUGGAGUGGAAAUACGCCCAUGUGUGUUCUAGUUCGAAAAUUUCAACCACAAACUCAACUGAUCCAUCGCAUGGGAAACACGGAAUUGUAUUGGCCGGCCGAUCGUCUGUCAAAUGCAACGCGUCUUGAUGAGAUGGAAAUGAUUACUUAUGGAUUCGAGGCUGAAUAUUGCAUCAACCGUACUCUACUGGAAUAUCACUCUGAACUUUCUACAGGUACGGAAUUGUCCGUUUAUACGACGUCUGUCAACGGAACUCGGCAUAUUUGGGCAGCAAACGGCACGUUUGGCAAAUACUCGAAUAAACAAUACUUUGUCCCUCGAGUACCUUUUGUGUGUUGUUCUAAUGUGACAAUUCAAAGACACCAGGACUUAGCGACGCGCGCCAUUUUCAAACGAUCUGAAUUCAUCUAUCAAAUAGAAGCAGAUGGUUACCGCCAUCGUGAGUUCUAUUGUCUGCGACCUCAUCUCUUUCCCAAUAUGAAAUUUUCCAUCAAACCGAACCAUACAAUCGAAAACGGAGUAACUGUGACGAUUGAAUGCAGUAAAGGUUUCCAUCAGCAAAAUGCAGAUCCAGCUGAAAUUCUAUGCGAAAAUGGAAUGUGGAAAGGAAGAUUCCCAAUCUGUGAAAGAAAACAUUGUCCACAGCCCAUCAAGCGCAGUCAUUCUUCCUGGAACUAUGAAAAUAAAGGAUUGAAAUUUAAUCAAGUGCGUUACAAGUGUGACCACGGGUUUGAACUACAAGGCCGUAACGCUGCCACUUGUAUUGAUGGUAGAUGGACUACCCCAUCUCCAACUUGCAAAGUUACGUUUUGUCCGAGUGUUGUUAUGCCACCCAACUUGUUUUGCAUGCUCAAUCGUAAAAACGAGUUUUAUGAUGCCACUGGCAAUGGAACAGUAUUUCACCAUGGCAUUAGUCUUGUUUGCUACUGUCAGUUUGGAUUCCGGGCUAUAGGAAAUAGGACCGUUCGGUGUGAUAAUCAAGAAUGGACGUCAGAGCUUCCGCAAUGUCAAAAGAUAUUAUGUGGGAGCCCUCCAUUCUUGAUUCCAAGCGGUGCGAAUAAUUCCAUCAUCCAGCAACGCCAUUGGGAAAUUGGGUUACACAAUUUUACCUGUCCAGACGAGUUGGUUAUCAAAGAUUAUAAUGACCAAACGUCUCUAGAACUAAUAUGCCAAGAAAACGGUGAAUGGGGUGAAACGGAAGUGUUUGAAUGUGUUAAUCAAACCAAAGGCCUUGAGUGUUAUGUAAUUUCGGGUAUCGUUAUGGGUGUAAUUUUAGGACUGGCGCUAAUUACUGUCUCUGUCGUGUUUGGUAAAAGGCUUAUGAGGAAAGCAGAUAAAACAAAGAAGAUUAACGAGAGUAGAAGAAAUUUGACGAUCGUUGAAGACGAUUACAACCAGAGUUACAUUUCCUAUUCAGAAGAGAUGGAUGAAGGUCCUUGCAUAGCCUUGAUUGAUGGAUACAUGACAAAGCCAUUUUAUUCGACAUACGACACUAAACUAAUCGAAUCGAGCGAAAGUGAAAUAGACGUGGAAACUUUCUAGAUCCGCAAAAUAAUUUUAUACCAGCUUUGUUGACUGUUUGAUAAUAAAAGAAAA
This is a messenger RNA of Daphnia pulicaria, 2456 nucleotides long. Its product is annotated as CUB and sushi domain-containing protein 1-like. The record is from RefSeq and is a predicted model, not a curated record. Bases 78 to 2402 code for a protein of 774 amino acids. Lineage: Eukaryota; Metazoa; Arthropoda; Branchiopoda; Diplostraca; Daphniidae. The transcript has 15 exons.